Molecule: messenger RNA, 1077 nt
Organism: Stegastes partitus (bicolor damselfish)
Lineage: Eukaryota; Metazoa; Chordata; Actinopteri; Pomacentridae
Product: inositol monophosphatase 1-like
Exons: 9
Coding region: 118-972 (284 amino acids)
Biological process (GO): signal transduction; inositol metabolic process; phosphatidylinositol phosphate biosynthetic process
Molecular function (GO): inositol monophosphate 1-phosphatase activity
Source: RefSeq, a predicted model, not a curated record
AUGAGGCAAUUUAAACUUAAGCUUCAACCAAAGAAGGUGCACUAACAUCUAGAGGCUACCUGAGUGCAGCGCCUGACCCCACAAGACUCGACCUCGUCAACCUCCUACAGAAGCACAAUGGAAGACCCAUGGCAGAAACCAUAUGACUUUGCUGUGUCAGUGGCAAGAAAAGCUGGGGCGGAAAUUAGGAAAGCUGGGGAGAGUGAAAUAAAAGUUUGUACAAAGAGCUCCACUGUGGACCUCGUCACCAAGACCGAUGAACGGGUGGAGAAAAUCAUCAUCGGGUCUCUUAAGGAGGAGUUUGGAGAAGGCACACACUGUUUCAUUGGGGAGGAGUCGGUCGCAAAGGGAGAGUCAUGUAUCUUGACAGACAAACCCACAUGGAUCAUAGACCCGGUGGACGGCACCACGAACUUUGUACACGGAUUCCCCUUCGUGGCUGUGUCUAUCGCCUUUGCUGUCAACAAGCAGUUGGAGUUUGGAGUGAUAUACAGCUGCUUGGAGGACAAGAUGUACAAAGCGAGGAGGGGGAAGGGAGCUUUCUGCGACGACGAACCAAUUCAGGUGUCUGACGUGAAAGAUAUCAACAAGUCCAUUAUCAUUUCUGAGCAUGGGACUGAUAGAACCCCAGAAAAAGUGAAGAAGAUCUUCUCCACCAUGCAAAAGAUCCUCUGCAUCCCAGUGCACGGGCUCCGUGGGUCGGGAACAGCUGCCACUAACAUGUGUCUGGUGGCCACCGGGGCAGUGGAGGCCUUUUUCGAGAUCGGGAUCCACUGCUGGGACAUCGCUGCCGGAGCAGUUAUAGUCCAGGAAGCAGGAGGAAUCCUCCUGGAUGUUGACGGAGGACCGUUCGAUCUGAUGUCUCGAAGGAUGGUUUCAGCAAACAAUGAUGUUAUUGCUAAGCGGAUCAUCAAGGAAAUCGAAAUAUUCCCCGCGGAAAGGGACGAUGCUCCAGUCCAGAAGAAAUGUUAAGAUUCUUAAAGCCUGUUUACACUGAAUUUCCACUGCACUGCGAAAAAAAAUGAGAAAAGCUACGUUUAUAUGUUUUCUGAAUAAAGUCACUUUGCUUGAUCGCCA